AUCUUGGACCUGAUACAAUAGCAGACGUUAGCUAUGCAGACGAUUAAGUGUGUAGUUGUUGGAGAUGGAGCCGUUGGUAAAACAUGUCUUCUAAUUUCCUAUACAACAAACAAAUUCCCAUCGGAAUAUGUACCAACAGUAUUUGAUAACUAUGCUGUAACAGUGAUGAUUGGUGGCGAGCCAUAUACUUUAGGCCUGUUUGAUACUGCAGGGCAGGAAGAUUAUGACAGAUUACGGCCCCUCAGCUAUCCACAGACAGAUGUGUUUCUGGUCUGUUUCUCAGUGGUCUCACCAUCUUCAUUUGAAAAUGUGAAAGAAAAGUGGGUACCUGAAAUCACUCACCAUUGUCCAAAGACUCCUUUUUUGCUUGUUGGGACCCAAAUUGAUCUCAGAGAUGACCCUUCAACAAUUGAGAAACUUGCCAAGAAUAAGCAGAAGCCUAUUACUCCUGAGACUGCGGAAAAACUGGCACGGGACUUGAAGGCUGUCAAAUACGUGGAAUGCUCUGCACUCACACAGAGAGGUCUGAAGAAUGUGUUUGAUGAGGCUAUCCUAGCUGCUCUCGAGCCUCCGGAAACUCAACCCAAACGGAAAUGCUGUAUAUUCUAAACAGUUUCCUCUUUUUUCCUUUCUUGUUGCUGCUUCCUCUGUCCCGAUGCUGUAGAAAGCUGGUUGCAAAACAAAUAAAACCAUCCUGACUCAAAGAAGCCGUGUCUUUUACUGAAUGUCUUAGAGCAAACUCUGUAUUAGCUUUUGGAUUGGAAACUGUUUAUACAACUUGUUAUGACUGUGGAACAUGAUCUGGACUCGCUUAAACCUUUUGCUUUUUGGGUUGAUGG
Molecule: messenger RNA, 839 nt
Organism: Euleptes europaea (tarantolino)
Lineage: Eukaryota; Metazoa; Chordata; Lepidosauria; Squamata; Sphaerodactylidae
Gene: CDC42
Product: cell division cycle 42
Exons: 5
Coding region: 34-609 (191 amino acids)
Biological process (GO): modification of synaptic structure; small GTPase-mediated signal transduction
Cellular component (GO): dendritic spine
Molecular function (GO): GTPase activity; GTP binding
Source: RefSeq, a predicted model, not a curated record